Molecule: messenger RNA, 426 nt
Organism: Ophidiomyces ophidiicola
Lineage: Eukaryota; Fungi; Ascomycota; Eurotiomycetes; Onygenales; Onygenaceae
Exons: 1
Coding region: 1-426 (141 amino acids)
Source: RefSeq, a predicted model, not a curated record
AUGAUUGAGAGUGACACUCCAGCUGCAGUUCAGCUGCCAUCACCACACAUCUUAAUCAUGGUUGAUAGCAACACUUCAGCUGCAGUCCAGCUGCCAUCACCACACAUCUUGACCAUGAUUGAGAGUGACACUUCAGCUGCAGUCCAGCUGUCAUCACCACAUCUCUUGAUCAUGGUCAAGAGUGACACUCCAGCUGCAGUCCAGCUGCCAUCAUCACACAUCUUGACCAUGAUUGAGAGUGACACUUCAGCUGCAGUUCAGCUGUCAUUAUCACACAUCUUGACCAUGAUUGAGAGUGACACUUCAGCUGCAGUUCAGCUGUCAUCAUCACAUCUCUUGACCAUGGUCAAGAGUGACACUCCAGCUGCAGUUCAGCUGCCAUCACCACAUCUCUUGACCAUGAUUGAGAGUGACACUUCAGCAUGA